AUGUCGGACAACAAACUCAUUGUCAUCCUGGGGAGCGGACCUGGCAUAGGAGCUUCGACUGGAGCACUGUUCGCCUCCAUGGGCUUCGACGUCGCGUUGCUCUCUCGGAAUGUCGAGCGUCUAGGCCAGGAUGUCAUCAGAGUGCAGAUAGCGAAUCCGCGUGUCAGGGUCAAGGCAUAUCCCGUUGACGUUGGAGACCAUAACGGCCUGGCAUUAGCCCUCGCCCAAGUCCACGCAGAUCUAGGGCCCCCGGAAGUGGUAUAUUUCAACGCCGCAAGAGUUGCGCCGUCCAAGAUCGGGGGAACCAGUCCGGAUUUGGUGUUGGAAGACUUUAAAAGCAUGAACAUUGGUCUUUUCGUGGCAGCAUCAUGGGCGUUGCCACAUUUGACUGCCGCCGCCGAGCGACCAGGGACUCAUCCGUCAUUCUUGUUCACCAACAGUGGUCUGUGGGACCGUCCGCUGGCCGACUUGGCCUCGCUCUCGAUGCAGAAGGCCGCACAGUACAACCUGAUGCUGAGCCUGAAGCAGAUGGUGGAAGCCAAGGGGGUGCAUGUUGCCGGCGUCAACAUUGGCGGGCUGGUCAGAGACGAGGAUCCUGUUAUCAAUGCCAACAAUAUUGCGCGGGCCCUGUUCGAUCUGUCCCAGGAGGACAAACCGGACUGGCAGUGGGAGGUCAAGGUGGGAGACUGGGACGAGUUCUUGAAGCAAAUGGCUGGCCAGAAGGCAGCGUGA
Messenger RNA from Cladophialophora psammophila CBS 110553, 732 nucleotides. RefSeq lists its product as uncharacterized. NCBI's taxonomy places the organism in Eukaryota, Fungi, Ascomycota, Eurotiomycetes, Chaetothyriales, Herpotrichiellaceae. The record is from RefSeq and is a predicted model, not a curated record. The transcript has 2 exons. The coding region runs from base 1 to 732 and encodes 243 amino acids.